AUGUCAACUACCGAUGUCCUCAUUGUCGGCGCGGGCCCGACCGGUCUCGCGCUGGCCAUUUGGCUCACGAAACUCGGCGUCCCAGUGCGCAUCAUCGACAAAGCCACCACGCUCGCUACAACGACGCGUGCCCUGGCUGUCCAGGCACGCACCCUCGAACUCUACUCACAAAUCGGCCUCGGCGAGACCAUCGCCGCCCGCUCAGCCCAGCUCACCGGCCCAAACCUGUGGGUCGGCGGUUCGCAUCGCGCCCGGCUUCGUUUCUCCGAUGUGGCUGUCGGGCUGACGGCCUACCCUUUUGUCGCGGUUUUCCCGCAAAACGAGCACGAGAGGCUUCUCAUCGACCACCUCGAAUCGCUCGGUGUCACCGUGGAGCGCGGGACUGGUCUCGAGAGCUUUGUCGAGGACACGGAAGCGGGCUCUGUCAUGGCCGUUCUACAAAAGUCGGACGGGCCGACAGAAAAUUGCGAAGCAAAAUAUAUCGCCGGAUGCGAUGGCGCACACUCCGUCGUCCGCCGCGCUAUUGAUUUGGGCUUCCCCGGCGACACGUACGAGCAGCUAUUUUACGUGGCCGACAUUGAAGCCACCGGUCCGGCCAUGGACGGGGAGCUGCACCUCUGCCUCGACACGCACGACUUUCUGGGCAUUUUCCCCCUCGCGCAAAAGGGUUGCGCGCGCUUCAUCGGCGUCGUGUCGCCCACCAGCAACCCGAGUCCUGCUUCCACGCCGCGCGAUCUGACCUUUGACGAUGUGCGCGGUCGCGCCGUCGAAGAGAUGCAGCUUGGCGACAUCAAAGUCAACUGGUUCACCACCUACCGCGCGCACCACAGAGUAGCCGACCACUUCCGCAAGGGCCGCGCCUUUCUGCUCGGCGACGCGGCGCACAUUCACAGCCCGGCGGGCGGGCAGGGCUUGAACACGGGCAUCGGCGACGCCAUCAACCUGGCCUGGAAAAUCGCCGCCGUCGUCAACAACCAAGCGCAGGACAGCUUGCUGGAUACAUACGAAGAAGAGCGUAUUCGAUUCGCCAGAAAACUAGUAGCCACCACCGAUCAGGCCUUUACCUUUAUGACAAGGCGCGGAUGGUUUGCUGGCUUCAUCCGCUCGAUGGUUAUAUCCUACAUAAUGCCUGUCCUAUUUCGCCUCCGCGCCGUUCGUCGUCGCGCAUUCCACGGCCUGUCCCAGUUCAUCAUCGACUAUACGGACACGACGCUGGCCGGCGCUAGUGCACCCUCCGGUACUGUCAAGGCCGGCCAGCGUCUCCCCUGGGUUAAAAUUGACGGACAAGACAACCAUGGGUCUCUUGCUCAUAUUGAAUGGCAGCUUCAUGUCUACGGAACUGCCAGUGAGCAAUUGGCUGCUUGGUGCAAAGCCAAUGACCUGCGGCUGACGGUAUUUGAAUGGGCGGCCGAGUAUGGAUCAGCAGGUCUUGUGAAGAAUGCCGCGUAUCUGUUAAGACCAGAUACGUAUAUUGCCCUUAUCGAUGGCAAAGCCGACUCAACAAAUAUUGAGCAAUAUUUCCUGAAGCGCCGAAUAGGUCUCGGCUCUAGAUAA
Akanthomyces muscarius is the source of this 1554-nucleotide messenger RNA. RefSeq lists its product as uncharacterized. The transcript has a single exon. Lineage: Eukaryota; Fungi; Ascomycota; Sordariomycetes; Hypocreales; Cordycipitaceae. The record is from RefSeq and is a predicted model, not a curated record. Gene Ontology annotation, molecular function: FAD binding. The coding region runs from base 1 to 1554 and encodes 517 amino acids.